AUGGAUCUUGGUGGCCAACACACCUGGUUCAAUUGUGAUGACUUCGAUUUACCAACCUAUAAGUCCAUCAGUUGCAACACUGAAAAAUGUAGAAAGUAUAAGGGCUAUGAUUGCAUGAACUGCGCUCUUCUGAUCCCUGUCCCACCACGGUGCACUAACAAUGCAUGUGCUGUCACCUAUUCCAAUCCAUUUGCUUUUCAAGAUAUUAACAACAGCCUAGCAGAAGAUGCCUUAUUUGUCGAGUCUACCAAUGGCUUAUCAGUUGGAUUAACCUACAAAUCUCCUGAUCCAUUUCCAUUUUCAUGUUCUGAUUACUUGAGAAAUCUAGCCAGUGGAACCAAAGGUAUGAUAGGCCUCGUAAAUACAACUACUUCCUUGCCUGCACAAAUGGCAGCACAGUUUAAUUUACCUCACAAAUUUGCUCUUUGUUUGCCCUCUACAUCUGGUCCUAUACAUGGCCACAUGUUUAUUGGCGGGGGGCCAUACAUAUUUCGGCCAUAUUCUAAGAACAUUGCUAAAAAGUUGAUCACCACAAAACUCAUUAGUUACCCUGUUGAUACUGACAAAAUUUAUACAGUAACUGACCCUUACGACGAAUAUUUCGUACAUCUCAAAUCUAUUACUAUUGAUCAGAAACUUGUCCCUCUUAAUGCUUCUUUACUAUCCAUCAACGAAGAUGGCUUUGGAGGUACUACAUUUAGUACUCGAUUUCCUUUCACAAGUUUACAGAGAACUCUCUAUACAGUUUUCGUUACUGCUUUUACUGAGGCUGCAGCUAGCAGGAAGAUGAAAAGAGUAGACGGACCCUUCGAUGUGUGUUUCAAUGCCACAAACAUUCCCAAAAGCAAGACAGGACCUGCGGUGCCACAUAUAGAUAUCGGUUUUGCAGGGGGCAAGAACGAAUGGAGACUUUACGGAGCCAACUCAAUGGUAUCGGUGAAUGAAGAAGUAUUAUGCCUGGCAUUUGUGGAUGGAGGAAAAUUUCCAAGAACUUCAGUUGUCAUAGGAGGGCAUCAACUAGAGAAUUAUCUUAUCGAGUUCGAUCUUAUUUCUUCCAAUGUAGGGAUUAGCUCUUCACUUUUAACUCGAAAUACAACUUGCAGCCAGUCCAGAGUCCUAUAA
Molecule: messenger RNA, 1122 nt
Organism: Daucus carota subsp. sativus
Lineage: Eukaryota; Viridiplantae; Streptophyta; Magnoliopsida; Apiales; Apiaceae
Product: probable aspartic proteinase GIP2
Exons: 1
Coding region: 1-1122 (373 amino acids)
Biological process (GO): proteolysis
Molecular function (GO): aspartic-type endopeptidase activity
Source: RefSeq, a predicted model, not a curated record